Alligator sinensis (Chinese alligator) is the source of this 2461-nucleotide messenger RNA. It is a transcript of the gene ABCG4, whose product is annotated as ATP binding cassette subfamily G member 4. Gene Ontology annotation, molecular function: ABC-type transporter activity; ATP hydrolysis activity; ATP binding. The record is from RefSeq and is a predicted model, not a curated record. NCBI's taxonomy places the organism in Eukaryota, Metazoa, Chordata, Crocodylia, Alligatoridae. Gene Ontology annotation, cellular component: plasma membrane. The transcript is spliced from 13 exons. Bases 416 to 2206 code for a protein of 596 amino acids.
CACCCUGCUGUCCCGGUCCAAGGCUGGCAAUAGGCUACCUGUCUUGUAGGCCAUCUGCUCUAGGGUCCUGGCACUGCAGGUACCAUCUCCUCUGGCUCAGCCAGGGCACAGCCUUGCUAGCUCCACCCUGGGCUGAUGGGACGGGUCUGCAGGGAGGCAUUGCCAGAGCAGUACCGGACGAUCUUGCAAGCUUCUAGUGUGGGACUGGGGCUGCGAUUGUGCAGGAGAGUUGCUGAGGGGCUGGAUGUGUAGGUGGAUGAUUUUCAGAGCCCAGGCUGCUCUGUGCCUCAGUUUCCCCUCUCUGACCCAGGGGGCUGCAGAGCCCACCCGCAGCCAUACGGGACUUGUGCGUCCUGCCUAGCUGAGGGCUGGACAGUCUCUGGGUCCACACUCCACUCAUUGGGAGCCCCCACCCAUGCACCCAGGCACUUGCCUUGGCCUAAAGCAUCAUCCAAAGAGGCUCUGGGCUGCUCGGCAAGGCUUCAAGGCUUCCCCCCUGUCCCCAGGAUACAAGACGCUGCUGAAAUGCCUAAGUGGGAAGUUUUGCAGGCGUGAGCUCAUCGGGAUCAUGGGUCCCUCGGGCGCCGGGAAGUCCACGCUCAUGAAUAUCCUGGCCGGGUACAGGGAGACGGGGAUGAAGGGGCAGAUCCUGGUGAACGGGCGGCCACGGGACCUGCGCACCUUCCGCAAGAUGUCCUGCUACAUCAUGCAGGACGACAUGCUGUUGCCCCACCUCACCGUGCUGGAGGCCAUGAUGGUCUCUGCUAACCUGAAGCUGAGCGAGAAGCAAGAGGUGAAGAAGGAGCUGGUGAACGAGAUCCUGACAGCGCUGGGGCUGCUGGAGUGCUCCUACACCCGCACCAUGUCGCUGUCCGGGGGCCAGUGCAAGCGCCUCGCCAUUGCCCUCGAGCUCGUAAACAACCCCCCGGUCAUGUUCUUCGACGAGCCCACCAGCGGCCUGGACAGCGCCUCCUGCUUCCAGGUGGUCUCCCUCAUGCGGUCCCUGGCCCAGGGCGGCCGCACCAUCAUCUGCACCAUCCACCAGCCCAGCGCCAAGCUCUUUGAGAUGUUUGACAAGCUCUACAUCCUGAGCCAGGGCCAGUGCAUCUUCAAGGGGGUGGUGACCAACCUCAUCCCAUACCUGAAGGGGCUGGGCCUGUACUGUCCCACCUACCACAACCCUGCCGACUUCAUUAUUGAGGUGGCCUCGGGCGAGUACGGAGACCUCAACCCCGUCCUGUUCCGCGCCGUCCAGAACGGGAUGUGCACCAUGGUCGAGAAGAAGAGCAGCCCCGACAAGAACGAUCCCUCGUGCCCGGCCCACUGCCUGACGGACGUGGAUCACAUCGAGAGCCACACAUUCGCCACCAGCACCACGACCCAGUUCUGCAUCCUCUUCAAGCGAACCUUCAUGUGCAUCCUGAGAGACACCGUCCUGACGCACCUGCGCUUCAUGUCGCACGUCUGCAUUGGGGUGCUCAUCGGGCUGCUCUACCUGCACAUCGGCAACGAUGCCAGCAAGGUCUUCAACAACACUGGCUUCCUCUUCUUCUCCAUGCUCUUCCUCAUGUUUGCUGCGCUGAUGCCCACCGUCCUCACCUUCCCCCUGGAGAUGUCCGUGUUCCUGAGAGAGCACCUCAACUACUGGUACAGCCUGAAGGCCUAUUACCUGGCCAAGACCAUGGCAGAUGUGCCCUUCCAGGUGAUUUGCCCCAUCGCCUACUGCAGCAUCGUGUACUGGAUGACGGGCCAGCCCCCCGAGGCCACGCGCUUCCUCCUCUUCUCUGCCCUGGCCACCUCCACCGCCCUGGUGGCCCAGUCCCUGGGGCUCCUCAUCGGAGCUGCCUCCACCUCCUUGCAGGUGGCCACAUUCGUGGGGCCGGUCACUGCCAUCCCCGUCCUGCUCUUCUCAGGCUUCUUCGUCAGCUUCAAGACCAUCCCCACGUACCUGCAGUGGAGCUCCUACGUCUCCUACGUCAGGUAUGGCUUUGAGGGCGUCAUCCUCACCAUUUAUGCCAUGGGGCGUGAGGAUCUGGAGUGCCAGGAGGAUUUCUGCCCCUUCAAGGAACCCGCCCGCAUUCUGCAGGAGCUGGAUGUCGAGGAGGCCAAGCUCUACCUGGACUUCAUUGUCCUGGGCAUCUUCUUCCUCGUCCUGCGGCUCCUGGCAUACUUGGUGCUCCGCUACAAGGUGAAGUCGGAGAGAUAAAGGGUCCCUGGGCCGGACGCCUUCCCCAGACCGGAGCUGCCGCGGCACGGACAAUCCCGCUGGACACGGUCCCUGCGGUUGGACUGGUGCCGCCCGGCCCGGCACAGUCGAGAAGGAUUUUGCGACGUCUCGGAACUGUUUUAACCUUUCCACGCGCCUCAUUGCCGAAGUUUUGUACAGAUCUGGAAUGCGUCAUGCCCCUCCCCUGCCCCCCAGCCAUGGAUUUGGGAUCCCUUCCUCACGCCGGCCCUCUCU